Drosophila suzukii is the source of this 686-nucleotide messenger RNA. RefSeq names its product Brother (gene Bro). Gene Ontology annotation, molecular function: sequence-specific DNA binding; transcription coactivator activity. Gene Ontology annotation, cellular component: core-binding factor complex; nucleus. Lineage: Eukaryota; Metazoa; Arthropoda; Insecta; Diptera; Drosophilidae. The record is from RefSeq and is a predicted model, not a curated record. Gene Ontology annotation, biological process: regulation of transcription by RNA polymerase II.
UUUCACUUCAGAGAAUACAGAUAUAGCAAAUACCAUGCACCAUCACCAGAAUCUCGGAGACGCAGGUGCCUUGAAUGGGAUGAUUCCGCCAUACGAAGCCAUGGCCAUGUACGAGCAGCCCAAACCUCGAUUCAUCUUCAAGAUGCCUCGAGUGGUUCCCGACCAGAGAUCAAAGUUCGAGAGCGACGAGCUCUUCCGCCGGCUUAGCCGGGAGAGCGAGGUGCGCUACACGGGCUACAGGGAACGAGCGGCGGAGGAGCGCCGGAUGAGGUUCAUCAACGACUGCCGCAAGGGCUAUGCGGAGAUCUCGAUGGUGGCCUCCGGCACUAACCUGCAGCUCUACUUCAACGCCAACCACAAUCCCUAUGCCCAGGAGCAGGAGUGCGACUUCGAGCGAGAGCGCGGAAAAGUGCAUCUGCGUUCCAACUUCAUCAUGAACGGGGUGUGUGUCCGGUUCCGGGGCUGGGUAGAUCUGGAUCGAUUGGAUGGCGUGGCCAGUCUGGAGUUCGACGAGCAACGAGCCCAGCAGGAGGACGCCCAACUACAGGAGCAGAUCCAGAGCUACAACCAACGCAUGGCUGAGUCCAAGAGAAUUUACCACACGCCCCAGACUCCACCAGAGGAACACCAUCGCAGAGGUGGACCUGGUCUGCCCGGAGGACCAAUGGGCUGGUAGUGGAAGACAC